Molecule: messenger RNA, 246 nt
Organism: Alternaria ethzedia
Lineage: Eukaryota; Fungi; Ascomycota; Dothideomycetes; Pleosporales; Pleosporaceae
Gene: RPL38
Product: 60S ribosomal protein L38
Exons: 3
Coding region: 1-246 (81 amino acids)
Biological process (GO): translation; protein-RNA complex assembly
Cellular component (GO): cytosolic large ribosomal subunit; ribosome
Molecular function (GO): structural constituent of ribosome
Source: RefSeq, a predicted model, not a curated record
AUGCCUUCCGAAGUUUCCGACAUCAAGCAGUUCAUCGAGAUCUGCAGGCGCAAGGAUGCCAAGUCCGCCCGCAUAAAGAAGAACAAGAAGGUCAACAACAUCAAGUUCAAGGUCCGAUGCUCAACAAACGUCUACACCCUCGUUCUUAAGGACACCGACAAGGCCGAGAAGCUCAAGCAGAGUCUGCCCCCGGGUCUUACCAUCACCGACGUUGGCAAGAAGAACCCCAAGGGCAAGCACGCAUAA